Molecule: messenger RNA, 1818 nt
Organism: Aspergillus nomiae NRRL 13137
Lineage: Eukaryota; Fungi; Ascomycota; Eurotiomycetes; Eurotiales; Aspergillaceae
Product: Zn(II)2Cys6 transcription factor domain-containing protein
Exons: 6
Biological process (GO): regulation of DNA-templated transcription
Molecular function (GO): zinc ion binding; DNA-binding transcription factor activity, RNA polymerase II-specific
Source: RefSeq, a predicted model, not a curated record
UUCAAGGUCGCAGCCAGUCUAUCGUUGGACAUCACCACUAAAGGUGGACAAAGCUUAGAGGACAUAAUGAUGUCUGCUGUUGCUCCAAAGAAACGCCAUGGUUCUAAGCGUGCUCCUAUGGCCUGCCAGUCCUGCCAUGAUCGCAAAGUCAGAUGUGAUCUAGCUAUCUCCGGUUCACCAUGCACCAACUGCCGGCUUGAUAUGGUCAAGUGCUUGAAGCGAUUUUCUACCCACAAAAAGCCACCUCGGAAGAGACUACAACUCCAGGGAGUCCAACCCAACCUCCCGAGUCAGCAUCACUCUUUACAGCAGACCACCAACAAAGUUCAUACCUCUCGAGGUUGCAAACCAGUAUGGGUCGGCCUCGUUGGUCGCGUCCGGGAUUCUAUAUUUCACAAAGUGACAUGGCUCUACAGUAUGAAUGUGGACGAUGACCCCGUCGUAAUGUCCCAAACGGCCUUGCUACUAAGCUACUACAACACCCACAGGGAUACGAAAAGCAACUCAACAUGGCUUGGUAUUGCGAUCCGACAUGCACAAGCGGGAAACGCAGAUCAACCGGAUGAUUUCUCUGGGAACGCGCCGUCCAUUACAGAUUUUGGAUCCCCGGCUGCCAAGUCAGAAGGACUUUCUUUUUUUGAUGACCUUAAAGAGGAGCCCAGUGGCUCUGAAGUUUACAACUCAAACACAAAGAUGGCUAUCAAUUCGCUGAUCUCGUGGCACUGUGAAUUUGCUGUCGUGGUCACGGAUAUUCUGGCCAUGUUGUAUCCUGGCUCACAGAGCCUGAGGCUUAGAAGCCUACGGAUUAUGGAUGACCAGUGGAGUAGGCUGGAACAACUGAAACAUGAUUUUAGCUGCUGGAAUGACCGCUUCGUGAGCUGGGCACAGUGUCAGGGCUCUUUGGCCCACCCCUCAAUCAAGCUUUUUAUUGGCUCGAUAUCAAUCCAUUCCCAAACAGUGCGCCUGGCUCUAUGUACAUACACUUCACGUAUCCUGUCAGAAUGUGAAGUGGUUCGUUCACAGAAAUCUCGCCUCAAAGGGUAUGGAACCGAACUUCAAGGUGGUCUUCUCAAGAUGACGGAGGAGGUCAAAGAAUUGAUCGACUCAAGAAUGUCGGAAUAUCUUCCGGUCAGCGUAAUGGCAUUUACCGCCUUGCCAAUGAUUUUGUGGGGCAUCAGCGCUGCCGUCUCUGGCGAAUCAAUUACACAGCAUCAGAAUGCCAUUAAAUUUUCUCUUUUCAAACAAAUGAGUUACAUUUACAGCCUGCGAUACGAUACAAUGCACCUCUCCGCGGUUGUCCAGCGGGUGGUUCAGCUGAUCAAGCCCGCGCUGAUGACAGCAGUCUUAGGUGCAAAGAGCGACAACAUGGCAACCUCAUUCCUCGAUAUCUUGAUGCGGCACCCUCAAACGUUUUCCGAGCUUUGUUUGUACCUUGAUGUACUACUCUCUGCAGAUGACAAGACAGAGGCACCAUGCCCAUUGGACCCCUCCAGGAUGAUCCCUAUUGUCGGACAGAUUCAAAGGCCUAUGCCAGGCUCUUCUGAGCUAUCUGAUGUUCAUGCACCUACAAAUCCAGGCCUGCUAGAGGUAAAGUCAUCGACACCGAAUUUGGACGAGCUGGGUCCACUUUAUCCAGCAUUCGAACAUCCUUUAGGAAGUUGGGAAGAAGCAGAGAACUUUAAUAAUGGCGAGGAGAUGGGGGGAGUUGACCACAAAUACUCGGGCAUUCCCAUAUCCACAGUCGAAUCACCGCCAGAGUUACCGGAGCCGGAAGAGUUUGAUCAAAUUCUUACUUACUUUACACAUCUCGGAGAGUGA